Betta splendens (Siamese fighting fish) is the source of this 1426-nucleotide messenger RNA. RefSeq names its product 3-hydroxyacyl-CoA dehydratase 1 (gene hacd1). Gene Ontology annotation, cellular component: endoplasmic reticulum membrane. The record is from RefSeq and is a predicted model, not a curated record. Gene Ontology annotation, biological process: sphingolipid biosynthetic process; fatty acid elongation; very long-chain fatty acid biosynthetic process. The transcript has 7 exons. The coding region runs from base 142 to 870 and encodes 242 amino acids. Gene Ontology annotation, molecular function: 3-hydroxyacyl-CoA dehydratase activity. Lineage: Eukaryota; Metazoa; Chordata; Actinopteri; Anabantiformes; Osphronemidae.
AGUAAACCUCGCCACUAAGCCGCCGGCAGGCCACGCACUAGUCCACGGAGAGCGGCUGGAUGGAUGCGUGACCCCGCUCCCCUCCCCAGCGGCCCCAGCUGUCAGCUCCCUUCCUGACUUCCCCACCCUGCCCCCGGUACCAUGGCGUCCAGCGAGGAGGACGGCGCGGCGGAGGAGAAGGAAAACAACAACAAGAAGAGGACGAAAAGCGCCCUCGCCACCGCGUGGCUCACCUUCUACAACAUCGCCAUGACCACCGGGUGGCUGGUGUUGACCUUGGCCAUGAUGCGCUUCUACGUGGAGAAAGGCACACACAAGGGUCUGUACCGGAGUAUAGCAAGGACACUCAAGUUUUUCCAGACCUUUGCGCUAGUUGAGGUGGGACAUUGCGCCAUCGGGAUCGUGAAGACCUCCGUGAUCGUCACCGGGGUUCAAGUGUGUUCGCGGAUUUUCAUGGUUUGGUUCGUCACCAGCAGCAUCAGACAGAUCCAGAAUGAAGAAAGUGUGAUCCUAUUCCUGGUUGUGUGGACGGUGACAGAGAUUACCAGAUAUUCCUACUACACAUUCAACCUGCUCAACCACCUGCCGCACUUCGUCAAAUGGGCCAGAUACAACUUCUUCAUCGUCCUCUACCCCCUGGGAGUGAUCGGAGAGCUGCUCACCAUUUAUGCUGCUCUGCCGUUCGUACGCCGAUCUGGGAUGUACUCCAUGCGGCUCCCUAACAAGUAUAACGUGUCCUUCGACUACUACUACUGCCUCAUCAUCGUCAUGCUGUCCUACAUCCCACUGUUUCCUCAGCUCUACUUCCACAUGCUGCGGCAGAGGAGGAAGGUGCUUCACGGGGAGGUCAUAGUGGAGAAGGAUGACUAGACGAGCGCCGGCCGGCCUGCCUCCACGUGCCCCUGAACUCCACCCAGCGUCACCUCCACCUCCUCAUUAGAGUCAUCGGCCGUUAAGGAGAAAGCUGCCCAGCUGACAACCUGUCUGACGACAGCCACAACCCGCGAUAACAAACCAUCUGUGCUUCAGUUCUUUAAUUCCUAUCUGAAGGGUAAUAUAGGAAACAUGUUUACAGUCCCAGUGUAGCUGGAGCCUGAAAGCCUGGUGUUCUGCACUGUCUCAGCACUGAAAGGUCCUGCCUUCAUCCAUCAGCCUUAUUGGUUUUCGUUACACUGAAGCAUUGCAGCCUGAAACAUGCACUGGUCAUUAAACCUGAGCCAAAGCGUUGCAUCCGAAGGGAAAAGUGGUAAAUGCGAACCUUUUAGGGAAAUGUGAAAUAAAAACAUAGGAGAAGGCUAGUUUUGUCUUGAGUUGCCCCAGUGUCGUCACCCAACCUGCAUUGGCUGUUCUAUCUGUAUUUAAUUACAAACAUAUUAUAACCCAUAGUUCUACCGUACCUCAACAAUAAAUCAAAAUUUAGACACUA